AUGCGCCUCUCUGCGCUGCUUUCCGUCGUCACUGCGGUGGCAGUCGCCGCAGCAGAGACCAUUCCCGCUGCCGAGCUCGUCAGUAGCAAGGCUCAUAUCGUCCCAGGCCCUCUGCGCGUCACCGAGCUCACCUUUCGCGUGCCAUUGGACUAUGAUGACCCAGAGGGCGAGACCAUCACUCUGUUCGGCCGGUCCGUCACCGGCUAUGAGGUCCCCAUUGUGCCAUCCGACGAUGAGGACGAAGGCUCCAUGUCUUCGCUGCCAUACAUGGUCUACCUUGAGGGCGGCCCAGGUUUCGGCAACCGAGAGCCCCAGAACCACCCUCUGACCAGCACGGCACUCGAGCGUGGCUACCAAGUCCUCUACCUGGACCACCGCGGCACCGGCUACAGCACUCCCGUGUCAGCCAAGAUGCUCGACCAGCUCGACGGUGGUGAGGAUGCGCAGGUUGAGUACCUCCGCCUCAUGCGUCAAGACAACACCGUCCGCGACUGCGAGUCUGUGCGCAAAGCCUUGACCAAGGGCAUGGCGGACAACCAAGCCAAGUGGUCCAUCUUUGGCCAGUCUUACGGCGGCUUCGUCAGCCUGAGCUAUCUCUCGUUCCAUCCCGAGGGCUUGCGAGAGGUCUUCCUCACCGGCGGCCUCGCUCCCGUCGGCAAGACAGCGGAGCAGGUGUACGAGUCGCUGUACCCGCGCGUCAUGAAGCGGAAUGCCGCCUACUACAAGAAGUUCCCCGAGGAUGUCAAGAAUGUCCGUCAAGUCGCUAGCUACAUUGAAAAGCAGGGCGGCAGCGUCGACCUCCCAGCCGGAGGCAGUCUUACUGUCCCCCGUCUCAUGACGAUUGGCAUCGACUUUGGCGGCGCUGGCGGCUUUGAUAGUGUCCACACGACUAUUAUGAAUCUGAAGAUGUCUCUGGACCAGUUUGGGUUCCUUUCUAGGGCCUCUCUGGCACCCAUGGAGAGCUUUACUGGUUUCGACACGAACAUCAUCUACGCCAUCCUCCACGAGGCCAUCUACUGCGAUGGACCCGGCGACGUCUCUGGCUGGGCUUCUGAUCGGGUUGCCAGGGAGCUUAACUUAUUCUCCUGGUUGUCCUCGAACGGUACUGUCUCGUCUAACUCGAGCGAGCCCCUUCUGUUCGCUGGCGAGAACAUCUUCCCCUUCUUCUUCGACACGCAUCCCGAGCUCAUCCCGCUCAAGGGUGUCGCCAACAAACUCGCCGAAGUGGACGACUGGACGCAUAUCUACGAUAUUAAGCAGCUUGCAAAGAACGAGGUACCCGUGUACGCUGCCUCGUAUAUUGACGAUCUGUACGUCGACUAUGAAUAUGCCAAGGACACUGCAGCCCUGGUUAAGAACACCAAGACGUGGGAGACAAACGCUUACUACCACUCGGGCUUGAGGACGAACACGGAUGCGGUUCUCUCAGCAUUGUUCGGCCUACGGGAUGAUGUAAUGGAUUAG
Molecule: messenger RNA, 1464 nt
Organism: Emericellopsis cladophorae
Lineage: Eukaryota; Fungi; Ascomycota; Sordariomycetes; Hypocreales; Bionectriaceae
Exons: 1
Coding region: 1-1464 (487 amino acids)
Biological process (GO): proteolysis
Molecular function (GO): peptidase activity
Source: RefSeq, a predicted model, not a curated record